UUUUGCCCAAGGGUAGGCUCUGAUCUUUCUCGGAACAGGUAGAAGAGUUACUCAAAGAAAAGUCGCCACUUGAUCUGCCUUCUCAGCCCGGGAGGAAAGGGGAGCGCUCACACCCUCAUGACGCACUCCGCGCCACCGCGAAGGUAAACAGGAGAGGAGUCGCAGGAAAGUAAACAGGGGAUUCACAGAUCCCUGAAAGCGAAAGCAGAGGCUGGGAGUGUGCGCCCCAGUGAAGGCGCGGGACGAGGAGGCGUGGGGGUUCUUCUGCCGAGGAGACAGAGGGCAGCUUUGUGCGAGGCCACCAGCGCGCCCGCCUCCCGUCCCGGGGUGCGCACCGUCCUGGGGAACAUGCCGGGGCUCCUCCUUCCCACGCUUCUCCUCGCUGCCCUGUCACAGUUCUGCAGGGCACAGGACACGCCUGAAGGAAGGCCUGGAGAAGUCUCAGAAGUGCAUCAGCGGAAACAGUUUUGUCAUUGGCCCUGUAAAUGCCCUCAUCAGGAGCCCAGGUGCCCUCCUGGAGUGAGCUUCGUGAGGGAUGGCUGUGGAUGCUGUAAAAUCUGUGCCAAGCAACCAGGGGACAUCUGCAAUGAAGCUGACCUCUGCGACCCUCACAAAGGGCUGUACUGUGACUACUCAGCAGACAGGCCUAGGUACGAGACUGGAGUGUGUGCAUACCUCGUAGCAGUGGGAUGCGAGUUCAACAGUGUUCAUUACCAUAAUGGCCAGGUGUUUCAGCCCAAUCCCCUGUUCAGCUGCCUCUGUGUGAGUGGGGCCAUCGGAUGCACUCCUCUGUUCAUACCAAGGCUGGCUGACAGUCGCUGCUCUGGGGCUAAAGGUGGAAAGAAGUCUGAUCAAUCAAAGUGUGGCCUGGGACCAUUACAACAGCAGCCCUCAACAAGCUACAAAGCAAUGCCAGCUUAUAGGAAUCUCCCACUUAUUUGGAAAAGAAAAUGUCUUGUGCAAGCAACGAAGUGGACCCCUUGCUCCAGAACAUGUGGGAUGGGAAUAUCUAAUAGGGUAACGAAUGAAAAUGCCAACUGUGAAAUGAGAAACGAGAAAAGACUGUGUUAUAUUCAGCCUUGUGACACUAAUAUAUCAAAGACAGUAAAGAUCCCCAAAGGAAAAACGUGCCAACCUACCUUCCAGCUCUCCAAAGCUGAAAAAUUCAUCUUUUCUGGAUGCUCAAGCACUCGGAGUUAUAAACCCACUUUCUGUGGAAUUUGCUUGGAUAAGAGAUGUUGUGUCCCUAAUAAGUCUAAAAUGAUUACCGUUCAAUUUGAUUGCCCAAAUGAAGGGUCAUUUAAAUGGAAGAUGCUGUGGAUUACAUCUUGUGUAUGUCAGAGAAGCUGCAGAGAUCCAGGAGAUAUAUUUUCUGAGCUUAAGAUCCUAUAAAACCAAGUGCUUAAGGGAAAAGUUAAGUUAGUCAAUCAUGUCGUUACAUCAAAAAAUUAAAAUGGUUUUAAAAGGGUGGCAAAUCUGCCUUAUUGAUUUAAAACAGUAAGAAUGCCUAGCUAUUCUCAGAUGAUUGUAUUUCAGGCAUUAGAAGCUUUUAAAAGGUUCUCCUAAAAAUAGUGUAAAACUUGAAAACCUUAAAAUUGAACUCUUACUUUAAAAUUAUCUUAUAAUUUAUGUGAUACACAGAUAUUUGGUUCCAUCUACGUUUUCCAUAUAUAAUGGAAAAUUAUACAAUUUAUAAGAAAACAUUUUAUUGUAAAAUAAUUUGGAAUACUUUGUUGAAGAUGUGUAAAAAGCAUAUUAAAAUUUUACAACUUUAUCUAUAAUUUGACAGUCUAGCCUAGGUUCCCAUCAGAAGAUAAUCAUUAUAGGGUGAGAAGAUUCUAGAUUAAGUCUUAAAAAUAGGACUAAGAUUAAACCAUAAAUAUAUUUAUAAUUUCCCUUCCCCUUUCCUCAAUAUGAGUUUAUUAAGAUUUCUU
Molecule: messenger RNA, 1934 nt
Organism: Equus quagga
Lineage: Eukaryota; Metazoa; Chordata; Mammalia; Perissodactyla; Equidae
Gene: CCN6
Product: cellular communication network factor 6
Exons: 5
Coding region: 349-1392 (347 amino acids)
Biological process (GO): cell adhesion; signal transduction
Cellular component (GO): extracellular matrix; extracellular region
Molecular function (GO): integrin binding; heparin binding
Source: RefSeq, a predicted model, not a curated record